AAGUAACUCUCUCUCUCUAUAUAUAUAUAUUUAAUGCAAAAUCUCACUUGGUUUAUAUGGCUUUGGUAGUUUUCAGAUUACAUUAAUGCAAAUUUUGUAGAUAGUUUCAAGCAGAAGAAAGCCUACAUUUUUACUCAAGGUCCAUUGCGUAAUACAUAUGCUGAUUUCUGGAGGAUGGUGUGGGAACAGAGAACACAAAUCAUUGUCAUGACUACAAAACUGUGGGAACGAGGUCGCAUGAAGUGUGGCCAGUAUUGGCCUGAAGUAGAUGGAACUGCACAGUAUGGUGAUGUUGUUAUUACAUCUACAGGUGAAACAGUUCGACAAGACUACACUGUCAGACAAUUUCAUGUGAUAAAGGGUGAUGAUUCACGCAGUGUUACUCAAUAUCAGUUUACUGGUUGGCCAGAUUUUGGUGUGCCUCCGAGUGCACAGUCAUUUCUACAAUUCCUUGAUGACAUACGUAAUGUUCAUGAUGAAAAUUCAAAGCACCUUGCACAAGAUGAGCGACGUCCUCCAAUUGUCAUGCACUGCAGUGCCGGAAUUGGUCGGACAGGAACACUUGGUGCUAUAGACAUUGGACUACAGCAACUGGAUGCUACAGGAAAGGUGAAUGUGGAAGGCAUCGUUAGGAAGAUGCGAUGUCAGCGUGCCUUCUCAAUACAAACACCAGAGCAAUAUGAGUUUUGUUUCAAAGCCAUCAUUGAGGCUUCAAAGAUUUCUAAACCAAACGACCAAGACUUGCAAGGGAAUUAAAACCUUGAAUUUAACUUUCACUAUGUACAGCAGCAUGCAUUGUCUCUAAAUAUUAUGUGUGACAAAUGAGAAUAGUCUUAUCAUCUGCAUCUCAUCAGUAGACGAGACAUUCUUUCUAUAGCAGUAGGUUGGUCUGUUAUUUUUUCUUGGCAGGAGGUAGCUGUCAUGGUAUGAAUAGACAUUGAACAAUAAUUUGUGAUUACUGUUAGCCUGAAAGUUCAACACCCACUGUAUCAAGGAGCAUGUAGAUGUGAUAUAGAUAGAAAGAAUUGAUAAAUGGGUAUUGAACUCUCAGACGUUCUUGU
Molecule: messenger RNA, 1061 nt
Organism: Corticium candelabrum
Lineage: Eukaryota; Metazoa; Porifera; Homoscleromorpha; Homosclerophorida; Plakinidae
Product: tyrosine-protein phosphatase non-receptor type 9-like
Exons: 4
Coding region: 175-756 (193 amino acids)
Biological process (GO): protein dephosphorylation
Molecular function (GO): protein tyrosine phosphatase activity
Source: RefSeq, a predicted model, not a curated record